Tupaia belangeri chinensis (Chinese tree shrew) is the source of this 1385-nucleotide messenger RNA. RefSeq names its product Jupiter microtubule associated homolog 2 (gene JPT2). Lineage: Eukaryota; Metazoa; Chordata; Mammalia; Scandentia; Tupaiidae. Gene Ontology annotation, cellular component: nucleus. The record is from RefSeq and is a predicted model, not a curated record.
GGCCGUGAAGCCCCCAGGAGGGGAGUCCUGUGAUCUUUUUGGAAGCCCAGAAGAAGCUGUCCCUUCAAGCAGGCCUAAUAGGAUGGCGUCUGACAUUUUUGGACCAGCAGAAGGAGCUCAGAAUAUACCCAGGAGGACAAACCCCCCAGGGGGGAAAGGAAGUGGCAUCUUUGAUGAAUCGACUCCUGUGCAGACUCGACCACGUCUAAACCCGCCUGGUGGGAAGACCAGUGGCAUUUUUGGGUCCCCAGUUGCUGCCACUUCGCCCUUGGCACACCCAAACAAACCCAAGGAUCACGUCUUCUUGUGUGAAGGAGAAGACCCACAAUCGGACCUGAAAGCUGCCGUGAGCAUCCCGCCUGGGGAGAAAGGCUGCCCGGGAGAGCUGGGCCACCCCGAGGAGCCAGAGCCUGCGCCCACAGUCGACAGCCAUGAGCCCCGGCUGGGGCCGCGGCCUCGCUCUCACAACAAAGUGCUGAACCCCCCUGGAGGGAAAUCCAGCAUCUCCUUCUACUAAAGGAAGCCGCUGCUCCUGGUGGGACAAGACCCGAGGCGAGACCCCGAAAGUUACCGUUUCUCUUAGCCUGGAGGACUGGGGCAGAGGGCACGUGUGAGCCGGCUGCCCAGAGCUCUGGCUGUCGUGAUGCUGCACAGCAAACCGUGCCUUCCAGAUGCCAAGACUGGGGGUGCAGGGAGAGCCCCCUGGUGCUUGCUCACUUGUCCAGCUGUGAGAGGACCUUUAAGGUGGGCCAGGGACGUGGGGGAGGGCAGAGCAGGGUCUACCGCCAUGGCACUUCUGGGGUGGCCGAGACGCUGCAUCGGUCUGUUCCUGGCCUUGGACAGAGGCCUGGGGCAUAAGCAGAAACACAGGGUGUCUGCAUAAAACACGCUCUUCAGAUCCUUCCCCGGGACAGUCCGCGUGCCUGGGCCCUCUGCUCAGCCUCAGCGCCAGCCUCCUGUCCCCGGUAUGGUGCGCUCUGCUACCUUCUCUUGGGACUUAGAUUGCUUUGUCUGGGCAGCUCACAACAGAAACCAAAAUGUCCUCAGUCUUCCACUCCCUGGCAGGUUUUCUUAUUCUGACCCUCAGAGGUGCCGGCUUCUGCCAUCUGAAACCAGCCGGGACUCCCCCCGCCUGGCGUGGCCUCUCUCAGCCUCGCGUCUCGCCCUUCUCCAUGACGCGUGAGGUGGACAGCCCCUCCCAGCUGUUUCCUCUGACGGGCCGGCUGGCCUCUGCGGGGUCCCGGUUCAUCCGGGCUCUUCCUGUGCCUUCAUUCCGUGGCAGGUUGGCGAGAGGGGGUGCCCCAGAGUGCUGUGCUUGGCUUCCUUAAUAACUAAAACGCUCCUUUCAAAUGCCAGCUUCACAUAAACGGUUGUUGACGCUGGUC